AUGGGAAAGGGAACCACGCCUAAAACGUCCCAAAUAGGCUCGGCUGCCGCCAGCCGAGUUACUCCUUCGUCCAUGAAGAUCUCUCACACAAAUAUAAAGAGUAAAGCGCAGACCCCGACCUCGUCCAUGACCAAAUCUUUGAACAGCACAGGUCAGCGCAUUAAGGGGAUGGUCAAGUCCCUCUUUGGCACUAAACCUCUCAUCCAGGAGGAUAUGGAGCCCUCAGGGUCUUCUUCGGAGAUGAUUCCCUUGCCAACCAAGCCUAUACCUGGCAAAUCCCAGAGUUCGCAGACAAGUCACACUCCUAGGAGAUCAACAAGGCAGUCCGAUGACAAGUCUUCCACGCGUGAGACUGGACCUGCGCCCGUGACCGCUAGUAGCCCCGAUGCACAGCAAGCAGAGACCCUCUUUCCUGCGGCGAUCGCCACGCUUGCCACCAUGGCCAACGCAGCACUCGCGCAGGCCCUCACGAACCCUCAGGCGUCUGCAGCCCUGACAUCAUCACUUAUUUCGUCUCAAGGUCUCUCUACACGGGACUUAGCACUAACGACCUCAAAUUUACAGCCGCCUCAACCUAGUAUCGAGUACCCAGCCUCCUUUGGGGCUAAUUACAAUUCCCUAAGCAAAUCUGUGACACAGCCACCUCCGUCUAUUAAUCAGCCAUCUCUGCAUCCAUCGGCCGCGCCUACAGAGCAAGAGUAUGUUAUUUUUCCUGCGUCAAUCAUAAACAUGUACAUGGCCAUGAGAAAUAAGGGAACAGAUGUGGCACAGAGCUCCGUACAGCACGUGAGACCAGCGAUGGCAAACUCUUUACCGGUACAGCAAGCUACAGAGUCUUUUGUGUCCACGAAGCGCACGGUCCACUUUGAGGCUCCAUCAAAGGAUACAGUUGGCCUCUCCAAUUCGACGGGGUCUAUAAUCCAAGGAAGCGCCCUUGAGAUAUCAGCAGGGGCUGCGGAGAAGGAGCCAGCUCCUAAGAAAGUCAUCAUACGUGAAGAUCCCAAGCCCGUGGAGCCUCCAAAGCAGGAUACUAGUGUCGCUGACGCAAAACCAGCUGUUCCCGAUCAACCCAAGAAUGAACCUUCGAAGCCGACUGGUACGUUUUUGUUUGGAAAGGCAGAUUUUAGUGUAACCAGUUCAGCUUCAACAGCUAAAGAUGGGCAACCGCCCUUAGCUGAUUCUGCUUCUACAUCCAACACUCAGAACAAGGCUGUUACUUAUUCAUUUAAAUUUGGAAGCACCUCUGAGGAUACGAAGAGCAAUACAUCCUCUAAUCCGCCGGGGCCUGAUUCCGAUUUGAAGAAGGAGGAGACUGCAACUGGAGAUAGCGCUGCAUUCAAAUUAUCGCAAACAGACAAUGUCCCGAAACCUCCAUCGAAAGGUUUUGUCUUUGGUGCCCCAGUAGCGCCUGCACAGCAACCACCGCCUCCUUCAACUCAGCUAACCACAAAGCAAGAGCAGCCUCCAGAGCAAAAGAAGGAUCACCCGGUCUUCUCAUUCGGGUCUAUGUCUGCAUCGACUACACAAGGGUUUGGAUUUAAACCCCCGGCAGAUGAGCCCAAAUCGACACCAGUCGCACCUACUGCAGGCUUCUCCUUCACUGCCCCCCAGACGGGCGCUAAACAGACAGGUGCGUUUUCCUUCCAGGUAUCUACCCCUCCUGUGCAAUUUGGAGCGACAGGAAGUAACGCCGCAUCAUCUACCCAGCCCGGUUUUAGUGGCUUUGGUGGGUUUGGCGGCGGCUCCUCUAGUCAGUCCGUCUUUGGUGCGGGCGUGUCUCCAUUUGGUACACAACCUUCAACGACCGACGGGGCCUCGGGACCUCAGGCAGGAUCCUUCGGCUCCUUCACCUUCUCUAAUCCGUCAAUCAAACCGCAGCUCUCUUAA
Molecule: messenger RNA, 1887 nt
Organism: Giardia duodenalis
Lineage: Eukaryota; Fornicata; Diplomonadida; Hexamitidae
Exons: 1
Coding region: 1-1887 (628 amino acids)
Source: RefSeq, a predicted model, not a curated record